AUGUCCAAGAGCAAAAUCCCCCCUCUAAUACCACUCCGUGUGGGCUCACGUCUUUCCGCAACUCAUUCCCUCGCCUGGUCUUGUGAUGGCGAGCUAGCGGUGGCGGGUGACGACUCCCUCCACAUCUACUUACCGCAUUUUCGAAAUGAAGGCGUCCACGGCGACGGCUCCGACGCUGAUGAAGAAGGUGAGGAGGGCGGCGCCGAACCGGCAGAGGAUAAGCCAUGGUUCCUGAGACUUUCGCCAAUGGGUAAGCCCCAAUACUCGACGGUACCUCUGAGACUCCUUAUCCCCCAGGUUACGGACCCGCGGAUAAAUCGGAAGCUACUGGCGAAGAAGGGUGCCGUUAUUCACUACAAGGAGGAAGAUGACGAUUUUAUGGGCGCCGGUGUGGGGGUCGUGACGGGCGUCGGGUCGGCGCUUAACCAGGUGGUGAGCUUGCAGUGGUCGCCGAUGGGCGUCGGUCCGAACCUUCGUCCCGUCAUCACCGUCCUCCUCACCAAGGGCUAUCUUCUCACGCACGGCGAAGUGCUUGAUCGGAAGACCGCGCUUAUGGACAUUAAGGCGCGCGACUUUCGGUUUUGGAAGCUUCUUUGGGGAGUGGGAGCGACUAUUCCGUUAGCGGACGCCUCGUCGCCCACGGGGUUUUCAGCCAGCGGGGACAAGAUUACGGCCUUUUCUUGGAGCCAGGCGGUGGAGAUUGGACGGUGUCUCUUGGCGUAUAAGACGGAUGGGGAGGAGCUUGUUGUCGAGGCGGUGCAGUACUUGGAGAACGUCACGGAGGAGAACACGAAUAAUGAGGGUGAUCCUGCGUGGAAGAUAGACGAAAUAGUGAGGGUUGGAAUUCCAGGGCCUCACGACAAACUGAGUGUUCACGAUCCUGACUACACGUCGGCUGGGUCUGGCUUCUCAAUAAAAUGGAGUCCCUGGUCAGUCGCGGAAGACGGAUCUCGGAUAUCAGCCAUCUCGUAUCUCGCUCCGCAUUAUGUUGGCUUCAGACGAGUGACGCUGCAGCCAGGGUGGGAACGUGGGAAGCUACCGAAACUCGAGUUGAGUGAGAACGAUAUCCUCGGAAUAUGCACACAUCUAUCAACAGACGCCUUCACGGAAUGGGAAGACACCGUAUGGGAUGCAAAAGGUACCAAAAUCUGUCGUGGCGUCGUCGUGACGCCUUUUGUGCCCAAACCGUUCGAACUGGAUCUUUUAGGACAAGCACCAGUAAGGCCUCAACACCAUCCAGUGGCCUGCAAGAGCCUGUACCCUACUGAUAGGGGUGUUGAUAACCUAAACCCGAUCUCAGGGCUCGUGGUGAACUUGCGAUCGUCCCCUUCUACCACUCCCACUGAAAACCCAGUUCCUGCCUAUGCAUUAACCCGCCUUUCGGCCACCUCUACGAACACCAACUGGUUUCAAUACAGGAACUCAUCGUCCGAUUUUGCGGUCCCGACUUGGGUCACUACGCUCCGCAAGCUUGUCAACGCUAGCCUCCCGGAGUCCACAUCUCAAUACCUCAUCGACUCCGAAUCAGAUUCCGACUCCACCCACUCUCUACCCAGCUCCUUCGGAGAAGAAUCAGAAGAGGAGGAAGUAAAGAUCGAGAUACCCGACGAAGCCACCGUCAAACCUCAGCGCGCACGAAUAUGGGGCCUAGCACAUUCCCCAGGCGCAUCUACCACCGCCGUACUUUACUCGAAACACAGCACCCUCAUCCCGGACAGAGCCUGCAAAUCUCGCGUAGCUUUCGAUACGCCGACUCUAUCGACAUCCCGCCCUUCCACUCCGCAGACGCUAAACGGCAACGGUAAUAACACCGCCCAAAGAACAACACCCCUUACUUCUGCCGAAGGAAGAGCUUGGGAGUGGAUGUACUCCGGCGGCCCGCCUGUGCCAGGCUUCUCGUCGGAAGCGGAGCCUAAAUUAGCAGGCGUGUUUAGCGAGGCCAUCGAGGCGUUGGAGUGCCCCCUUUGUACUAAGCAGCUAGAGGUAUCUGGCAGUGACUUUAUCUGCACAGCCGGUCAUAUGUUUUCCCGGUGCGUAACGUCCGGCCUGCCCAUUCUUGCGCCGGCAACCUUUAGGCUUUGCGGGUUGUGUGGACAGCCGAAUAUGCUCAUUGAGGAACUCCUCCGCAUCGCUGCCGAACACGGUCUUUCCUCGGACGUGGUCGCGUCUGUGUCCAAGGAUGUGUGCAACGGUUGUGGAGGUAAAUACAUCGUGUAA
Scedosporium apiospermum is the source of this 2217-nucleotide messenger RNA. RefSeq lists its product as uncharacterized. The record is from RefSeq and is a predicted model, not a curated record. The transcript is spliced from 6 exons. NCBI's taxonomy places the organism in Eukaryota, Fungi, Ascomycota, Sordariomycetes, Microascales, Microascaceae. Bases 1 to 2217 code for a protein of 738 amino acids.